This is a messenger RNA of Striga hermonthica, 1350 nucleotides long. The record is from the annotation of a GenBank genome assembly. Lineage: Eukaryota; Viridiplantae; Streptophyta; Magnoliopsida; Lamiales; Orobanchaceae.
AUGGCUUCUCGGCGCUGGCGAUGGGUCACUCCCGGCUAUGCGAGGAAUCUGAAACUCGAACCUGCUGCUACUAAUGGCGGAGAAAGAAAGAUCGAUGGCUCUCGAUUUGAUGAGAGACCUAGAUUAUUCGGCGAUUUAAGCAGCAGCAGCACAGGCGCACGGGACUCUGGCGCGGCGGGCUCGGUAAGCCGUGCCUCGUCUUCAAGCUUGCUUUCGUCUUCCUUUCACAAAUCUACAGGCGGAGGCGCAGGAGGCAUGCCGUCCAGUAGCAGCGGGGCUGACAAGAGGAAAAAGUACGGAUAUAUCCCUGAUACCUUCACCUCCAUCGAUCAGGUGACGGCGGCCUUGAGAGAAUCGGGCUUGGAGUCAUCUAAUCUAAUUAUCGGAAUUGACUUUACAAAAAGUAAUGAAUGGACAGGGAAAGUUUCAUUCAACAACCGCAGCCUGCAUGCAGUUGGUGAUGUGCCUAAUCCAUAUGAGAAAGCAAUAGCUAUCAUUGGGAAGACUUUGGCCCCUUUUGAUGAAGACAAUUUGAUACCUUGUUUCGGGUUUGGGGAUGCAACUACACAUGAUCAGGAGGUGUUUAGCUUUCACAAUGAUCACUCUCCUUGCAAUGGCUUUGAAGAAGUUUUGGCUUGCUAUAAAAGAAUAGUUCCAAAUUUACGAUUAUCUGGACCAACAUCUUAUGGACCAGUGGUGGAUGCUGCAGUAGAUAUAGUGGAAAGAAAUGGUGGACAAUACCAUGUUCUAGUGAUUAUAGCUGAUGGCCAGGUUUCAAGAACUGUCAAUACGAAUGAAGAGGAACUCAGUACCCAGGAAGAGAAAACAAUUAACUCAAUUGUCAACGCAAGUUUUUAUCCUCUCUCAAUUAUUCUUGUUGGCGUUGGUGAUGGUCCCUGGGAAGAUAUGAAAAAAUUUGAUGACAAAAUUCCUGCUCGUGAAUUUGACAAUUUCCAGUUUGUAAAUUUCACGGCUAUCAUGUCCAAGAACUCAUCACCGUCUGGAAGAGAGACAGCCUUUGCUCUUGCCGCGCUCAUGGAGAUUCCCAUCCAAUAUAAAGCAACAAAAGAAUUUGGUAUAUUAGGACGAGUGACUGGUAAAGCAAAGAAAGUAGUUCCACGACCUCCACCUGUACUGUCCACUCGCCAAACUGGAUUUCCAGCACGAGAGCCCAGCACUGGUUCUGCUAUGCAAGAUGACCAAAAUCAGGUCUGUCCAGUUUGCCUAACCAAUGGAAAAGACAUGGCUUUUGGUUGCGGACACAUGACAUGUAGAGAUUGCAGCAUAAGGUUGUCCGACUGUCCAGUUUGUCGACGACCUAUCACAAGCCGACUCAGGCUAUACACUUGA